Molecule: messenger RNA, 810 nt
Organism: Nannizzia gypsea CBS 118893
Lineage: Eukaryota; Fungi; Ascomycota; Eurotiomycetes; Onygenales; Arthrodermataceae
Product: glucose 1-dehydrogenase A
Exons: 1
Coding region: 1-810 (269 amino acids)
Molecular function (GO): oxidoreductase activity
Source: RefSeq, a predicted model, not a curated record
AUGGCCAUUUACUCCGGCAAAAAUGCGGUCAUCAUUGGCGGAAGCCAUGGUAUCGGCCUGGAAGUUGCUAAAGCACUGGUUUCCCAGGGUGCGAGAGUAGUCGUCUCCGGACGGCGCGCAGAACCGGUCGAAGCCGCAGCAAAGGAACUCAAUGAACUGGCCGUCGGGGCUGCUAUAGUUGUUCAAUCGGAUGUCACCUGCAUGAAGAGCCAUGCGGAACUCGAAGGUUUCGUCAAAGAGCAUCUCGCGGCCGAUGGAGCAGCAACCAUCGAUUUCCUCUUUAUCAACGCUGCCUACGCCAACCUUGUUCCGUUCAAGUCUGUUACCGAGGCGGAUUUCGACAAACAUUUCAACAACAACACCCGUGGGCCCUUUUUCAUCGCACAGCGGCUGGUACCGUAUAUCCGACCAGGUGGCUCCAUUGUGUUCACGGCAAGUGUAUCCAUCGGCACUGGGUAUCCAGGUAUGGCUGCAUACUCUGCAUCAAAGGCUGCCGUGUACUCCCUUGUGCAAACGCUUGCUGCUGAACUAGCUAGUGGGGGCAAUGGUAAAGAGGGUAUUCGGGUUAACGCAGUCAGUCCUGGCUUUGUUGACACUCCAACCAUGGGAAUAAUCGGUGCGACGAAGGAGGAUAGAGAGGCAUUUGCAAAGAUUGGAGCCCAGACGUCGCCAAUGGGCCGAAUCGCAAAGCCUACGGAAAUCGCCAAGGCUGUAUUAUUUUUGGGUUUCGAUGCCACAUACACUACCGGUAUCGAGUUUGUGGCCGAUGGAGGAUCUAGACAUUUGAGCAUUCAGCUCGAAGGUCACUGA